GUUCAGCAGACAGAUGCCACAGAUGGCAGAAUAUGGUGCCCUGCAGAACUCUCUGGAUGACUAUUAUCUGACUUACUCGGGUCUUCCUAGCCUGGCACACACCUGCUGGUCUUAUAGGAGCACAGCCAUCUUCUCACCUGAGGACCUGGAUGUCUCCUAUGCUCGGGAUGUAACCGGUGAGUAUUUUCUUGUGACAGAAUGCCACCUGGAUGCCCAGGUAGACUCUGUGUGCUUCGUACUCCUC
Rangifer tarandus platyrhynchus (Svalbard reindeer) is the source of this 244-nucleotide messenger RNA. The record is from the annotation of a GenBank genome assembly. Lineage: Eukaryota; Metazoa; Chordata; Mammalia; Artiodactyla; Cervidae.